Aethina tumida (small hive beetle) is the source of this 1008-nucleotide messenger RNA. RefSeq names its product TNF receptor-associated factor family protein DDB_G0285149. The transcript has a single exon. The record is from RefSeq and is a predicted model, not a curated record. Gene Ontology annotation, cellular component: cytoplasm. Bases 1 to 1008 code for a protein of 335 amino acids. Gene Ontology annotation, biological process: multicellular organism development; proteasome-mediated ubiquitin-dependent protein catabolic process. NCBI's taxonomy places the organism in Eukaryota, Metazoa, Arthropoda, Insecta, Coleoptera, Nitidulidae. Gene Ontology annotation, molecular function: ubiquitin protein ligase activity; ubiquitin conjugating enzyme binding; zinc ion binding.
AUGCUUGGAGGUCUGAACUAUUCACUUCUGUCCGACCUGAUGUGCCCCAGCUGCUCAAACUACUUCACACCACCCAUAAGGAUUUGCCCCGUGGGCCACAGCAUGUGCGACGCCUGUUCCGACAGGCUUCCACAGUGCCCCGUGUGCCACGUACCCCAAUCCAAAGCCAGGAACCUGAUGCUGGAGAAAAUGUGCGCCCAGCUGAACUUCCCCUGCAAGUACCGCUUCAUAGGUUGCGACAAGCUGAUCAAAGGCUCGGCCCUGAAGCAACACUACCGGGAGUGCCCUUUCGCCGUCCAGUGUGCCGGUUGCUCGGACCACUUCACGCCGCCGAUCAGGACGUGCCAGCUGGGCCACAACAUGUGCAGGACCUGUUUCGACAGGUUUCCGAGCUGUCCGGUGUGCAAGAGCCCCCAUUCUGAGACCAGGAACUUGAAAUUGGAGGAUAUUUGUGCCCGGUUGAGUUUCCCCUGCAAGUACGAGGCUAUGGGGUGUAAGAAGGUGGUCAAGGGGUCGCAGCUGAAGCAGCACCAUCUGGGGUGUGACUAUGCUGUACAGUCGUGCCCCAUGUAUGCGUGCAACGUUGAGAGGACUAAGAGUGAAAUGGAGAAGCAUUUGGUGGGGUACCAUGCUGAUCAAGGUAUAUUCUAUGGGAAUUUCAGCAAAGUAAUCAACUUCAAAAAGGAUUCACAUUGGAGGACGGUCAUCAAAAAGUUUGACGAAUUUUUUGUCCUUACUGUUAUUGUAGACAAAACAACAAAAGUCAUUAAGAUGUAUUUAUAUUCCUUGUUUGAACAAGAUAGUUUUGACAUAUUUCAUUUUGAGUUAACUUUGUCAUACAAAGACAACCCUUUGUUUGCCUCAGUUGGUGUAUGUCAUAAUUAUUCAGAAACUCAAUCUGACAACUACUGGGUAGUACCCAGGGAAGUUUCAAUGGAGUUUGAAACUAGGUACGACAAUAAAAUAUACUUUAGUAUUGAUAUUUUCAGGACACAAGCAGUUGUUUAG